ACAUUUUCAAACAAGGAAACACUAUAUUUGGAAAAAUAAAUACUAUAAAAUAAUCAAAACUUAACUAAACACAAUCUACCUCUUUUUGGCCCAUUCAUAUUCAACCUUUCUUACCUCUUCUCUCUUUGCUUCACCCACCAACACCCACCCACUCUAUUUCUCUCUCUGUACCAUUCAACAUUUGUAUCAUUUCUUUUCUCUCUUUUCUUUCUUUCUUGACUAUACCUAGCUACUUUAUUGGCUUGUAAUGGAGUCCAUGUCAGUUAACAAAUGUCUGGAAAGAGCUACCUAACUCCCCUUAUGCUCAACUUGUCUGUUUUAAACUGUGAAAAACAAGCUUAUUUGACUGUGUUUGAGAAGGUUUUAAGGGAGUAAAAAGAGUAAAUCUAACUGUAGAACUGAGAGAUUUUAUGGACUGGAACUUCAAAGCAACUUCUUGGGAUUUUACUGAAUUUGAGCAACAAGCUAUUCCCAACGUAGACGCAGUUGGUGGGUCAAGUAGCUUUGGAGGAAACAGGAGUAAAGGGAAAUUUUCAGUUGAUUUGAAGCUUGGGCAGGUUGAUUCGGGUGAUAAUUCAUUGAGCAAGUGGAAGGAGCCUGUAGUCUCAAAAAUGGAGUCUUCACCAUCAGGGUCAUCCAAGAGGGCCAGAGCAGCUACUAAUGGAACUCAAACAGUGUCAUGUCUUGUUGACGGAUGCAGGUCAGACCUUAGCAAUUGUAGAGACUACCAUAGGCGCCACAAGGUGUGUGAGCUCCACUCAAAGACUCCACAAGUUAUGAUUUGUGGCCAGAAGCAACGCUUCUGUCAGCAAUGCAGCAGAUUUCAUUCCUUGGAGGAAUUUGAUGAAGGAAAGAGAAGCUGCAGGAAACGUCUUGAUGGCCACAACCGAAGACGACGGAAACCUCAGCCGGAUCCCCUGUCACGGUCUGGGAGGUACUUGAGCAGUUACCAAGGUACGCAGUUGAUGCCAUUUCCUGGUCAUAUAUACCCGUCCACAACUGUUGUGAACCCCCCAUGGGCAGGAGUUGUGAAUACUGAGGGAGAUGCUAGGCACUAUAACCAGCACCAACGUCUGCAAUUGCACGACGAACAGAAUCUAUUUCUGGGAUCCUCUCCAAGCGGCUACAAAGGAGGGAAGCAAUUCACAUUCUUGCAGCAAGGGGAGCAGACAUCUCAGGAAGCAUCUGUGUGCCAGCCUCUUCUCAGGAAUACUACUGCCCUGUCAGAAAGAAGUGGGGGUAGCCAUAACUUGUUCCGUGACAGGUUAACCACUCAAGUCUCGGAUUGUGCUCUCUCUCUUCUGUCAGCACCACAUACACAGACAUCUGGGAUUAGUUUGAGUCAAAUGGUGCAACCUAUGGAGCAAUCCUUAGGCCCUAGCCUUCAUAAUCACAGUUUGGAGCCCAUAGAAUCAGUUCUGGUUUCUAGUGGUAGAAAUGCCAAUGUUGAUUGCCCAGGAAUGUUUCACAUGGGGUCAGAUGGGUCGUCAGCCGAUGAAGCUCCUCAAACAAUUCCCUUUCAAUGGGAGUAGUAAAUUACUAGUAGUUUGUUAUCUUAUAAUAAUUCUGGAUUCACUUCCUUGAAAACUGUGCUGCAAUACCUUUAUCGCCAAAACUGGAAUUUCGUAUUGAAGUUUGUCUUUGUUUCUUUAGGCAUAAUGAACAUGUUUUCAGUGUUGUUCGUUUAA
This is a messenger RNA of Pistacia vera, 1688 nucleotides long. RefSeq names its product squamosa promoter-binding-like protein 13A. The transcript is spliced from 4 exons. The coding region runs from base 411 to 1532 and encodes 373 amino acids. Gene Ontology annotation, molecular function: DNA binding. Gene Ontology annotation, cellular component: nucleus. Lineage: Eukaryota; Viridiplantae; Streptophyta; Magnoliopsida; Sapindales; Anacardiaceae. The record is from RefSeq and is a predicted model, not a curated record.